GAACUCUUCCUGUGUCUCUGGACUUCCUGAACUCUCAUGUUUCCGAGCGGAGCGUGAACGCAGCGCGGUCGGGCUGCAGCAGCAGAAACUGUCUCCAGCCGAACAGGAACCACCGACGCGAGUCCACAGACAGCGGGGCUGCUCCGGUUCCUCUGCGGGGGAGAGGCUGCGGGCACCGGGCCGAUGCUGGUCGUGUCCCCGGCUCGAUGUCCACGGUGAGCGGCGCGGAGGAGCUGGACUUCAGGCUGGUGUUCGAGGAGGACGGCGGGCGCGCGGCCGCGGGUCCAGAUCUCAAUGUGACAGCUCCCUCCUACACUCAGGCUCUGGCCGAGCAGCUCGACAGCCAGGAGCUACAAAGUUUCCCCUACCUGUACAAUGACUACCAGUCUCAGGGACCCCAGUACGGGGCCCUGGGGAACCCCAGAACCUUUGACUGCCCGAGUAUCCAGAUCACCUCCAUCGCACCUAACAAUCAUGUGGAUCCAGGAUGUAACCAGGGAGCUCUUGCUGUGGGCGGGGCGGUGGGGGGUUACCCCGAGGCCUCCUGGUGUAGAGGCCAGCUCUACCUGCCUCUGGACCCCUGCUACCGGGACCCGGCGCUCUGCCCGAGCCCCUGCAGCAGCCUGUCCUCCAGGAGCUGGAUAUCCGACCUCUCCUCCUGCGAGUCCUUCUCCAACAUCUACGACGACGUGGAGGUGGAGCUGCGCGAUGCCGCCCGCCUCGCCCUGGGGUCCCCCCUCAACAUGGUGUCCCCCUUCGGGUCUCCCUUGGGGUCCCCGGGCUGCGGGGGUGGGGCCUUUGGUGUGGAGCUGUGGCAACAAAAAUACCAACAUCCUUCAGCCUUCAGUCCGGCGCUGUCGCCCCAUCAGUCGCCCCCGACAGUCCCCCGACAGUCGCCCCGACAGUCGCCCUGCCACUCCCCUCAAACCAGUGUCACCGAGGAGAGCUGGCUGAACCGCCGGCCCACCUCCAGGCCGUCAUCCAGACCGACGUCCCCCUGUGGGAAGAGACGCCACUCCAGCGCCGACCCCCACGCCCGCUCGCCCUCCCCUCACCACUCCCCCAGCCCGACGCCGGGCCCUCUCCCGCGGGGCAGCGUGACGGACGACACCUGGGCAGGAAGCCCCGCCGGCAGCCUGGGGCCCCUCCUGAUGUCCGGCUACCAGGAGCUGGACGUCCCCUCCAAGACCAGGAGGACGUCGGGGACCCAGCUGGGCCUCCUGGCCGGUCAGGGAGACCCGGGUCUGGAGCCCUUCCUGGACUCUCCCGGGGAGGAGGGACGCGAGCAGGACGGCCUGGCGGAUCUCUUCAUUCAGGUGCCGUCCCACUUCAGCUGGAACAAACCCAAACCUGGGAACCCUCCUCUGUUCAGGACCUCGUCCCCCCCUCCUCUGGACUGGCCUCUGCCCAACCAGUAUGACCAGUGUGAGCUGAAGGUGGAGGUCCAUCCCAGGUCUUACCACAGGGCGCACUAUGAGACGGAGGGCAGCAGAGGGUCCAUUAAGGCGGCUACUGUAGGACAUCCUCUCGUCAAAUUGACGGGGUCCGUCCAGCAGCCGCUCAGCCUGCUGUUGUUCAUCGGCACCGCAGACGACCGCUACCUCCGGCCUCAUCCCUUCUACCAGGUCCACCGCGUGACGGGGAAGACGGUCACCACCACCUGCUGCGAGAAAAUCAUGGGUGGCACCAAAAUCCUGGAGAUCCCUCUGCUUCCAGAAAACAACAUGUCCGCCAGCAUCGACUGUGCCGGCAUCUUGAAGCUGCGUAACGCCGACAUCGAGCUGAAGAAAGGGGAGAUGGACAUCGGGAGGAAGAACACGAGGGUUCGGGUCGUGUUCAGGGUCGCCAUCCCUCAGCAGGACGGAUGGAUGCUGUGGCUGCAGACGACGUCCAACCCGGUGGAGUGCUCCCAGCGCUCGGGCCAGGAGCUUCCUCUGGUGGAGAGCUUCAGUCCAGCCAGCUGCUCCGUGGACGGAGGAGAGGAGCUGCUCAUCACCGGGUCCAACAUCUCAGCACAGUCCAGGGUGGUCUUCAUAGAGAAAGGGCCGGAUGGAAGAUCGUUGUGGGAAAUUGAUGCCAGUGUUGUGUCAGAAAAAAGCAGCGGAUCCAGCAUCGUGGUGGAGGUUCCUCCGUACAACAAGAAGACCACCGAUCCGGUCCAGGUCCAGUUCUACGUCUCAAACGGGAAGAGAAGAAGAAGUCUAACGCAGAGUUUGACCUUCCUGCCCGGAGUCAGACGUCACCUCCCAGCUGCUGCUGGAUUCAAAAAGGAGGAGCGCUGGGAGACGGACCACAUCUCCCACAAUCCAUCUGGCUUCUCCCGAGACCCAGACAUGGUUUAUUACGACACCGUGCAUUGUGGUCCUCCUUCACAGAGCGUGCCUCGUCUUCAUCACCCCCCUGUCCUCCUUCAGAACCCCUCAAUGUUUCCUCACGCCUCCUCUUUGCCCCCCCAGACCUCCUCAGUCCCCCUCCAGAGCUUGAUUCCUCUUCAGACCGGCAUCAUGCCUCCUCAGACCUUCACCGUCCCCCCUCAGACCUCCUCGAUCCCACCCCAGACCUCCUCGGUGCCCCUUCAGACCUCCCCGAUCCCUGGACCUCAGAGGGGAAACCCUCCAUCUCUGAUCUCCAGAAGAGCCUUCGUGACCCCCGCUGACCCCGAGAAGGACCCGCCUCUCUCCAACCCGGGACGGGCGCCGAGCGUCAAGAAGGAGCCGGACGACGGUCCAAAUCUGGGCUCCUUAGGCCACCAGGAGAUCACGCUGGAUGACGUGAACGAGAUAAUCGACAGAGACAUCGGCAGCCUGAGCAGCGUCCAACCCGACCAGUUUGACCAGUUUGACCAGUUCCAUCAGUACGACUGGGAGCACAAGUCGCCGACGGACGCCGCCCCGCCGUUCUGUGGAGGCGCCCCGUAGUCGCACUGCGGCGCUGCCUUCACUUCUUAUUGGACAAAAACAACAAGCGAUCAGGUUCUUUUUUUAAACAAAGAGCACCGAACUGAACCUCAAGUGCCUGAAAACCAGCCGGAGGCCUCCGACGAGUCUCCUCAGGGUUCAACGUCACGUGAUCCUCGUCUGUCUCAGGAAGUUUAGCGGGACUCGUCCCUCACAAACCAAAGAUGUUUCACGACAGAAUUGUAAAAAAACAACCAAAGGGCUGAAAGUCAACGUUUUACGUAAUCAGAACAAUCAGUGACGUCAUCACUAAAAGAAAAUCAUUAUUUAUUGGCCAGUUAAUUAAGAAAUCUAUUUUUGAUACUCUGGAUGUGAUCCAGUAAUAAAGCUAACGAGUCCUUUCAGCCGAUGGCUUUCCCCGCGUAGAGCUCGGUCUGACUCUCGGGACGGUUUACAUUUCUCCCCUCGCUACGCUAACGCCGCUCAGCCUGAACUGUUUGGGUGUGAAGCUGAAGACGCUGAAAUAUAGAAAUGUAUCCUAAAGGUUGAAGUAAAAACAAAAGGAAAUAAUGGCUGUUCUGUGUUCUGAUCAAUGAACAGUGAUGAGUGUGAGCUGUGAUUUCAUGAAAACUAGCUAGCCAUCGUUAGCUAAUAAGACUUAUUCUGCCUCUAGCUCCGCCCACAAAAAUACAUCAUCAUGUUUACUAACAAUAUCUUCUGUUCUGGAUUUUAGAAUCAGCUUCUCUUCUGCUGUUGAGAUAUUGUCACACACAUUUCCAACAGAUCGAUUCAAUUAUGCAACGAAACUUGAUGUUUAGAGGAACUUCUACACACUCAGUGUUUUAUUACAGUAGACGGAGCAAAGCAGUGUCCUGCUGUGGACGUGGGCUGUCAUUUUACUUGCUUCAUUAUUUUAUGUUCUUGUGUAAAGGUGAAUCUGAAGGAACGCCUUUUUAAAUCGGUAUCAUAAACAUUUUAUUGCCAGGUACAUUGACACAUCCAAGGACUUGGAGAUCGGUGUGUCACAGGAUACAAAGUGAAAUAGUAGAAAGACGUCAUUUUGAUUUUAAAGAGAAUUAUGAUAGGAUGAUAAACAAAAACAAUAAGAGUAGGUUAAAAUAAGUCUGUUUAUAAAGUCUUUAGUGUCUAUUUAAACACAAUAACUCGAACAAAAUAACCUUCUGUGCGGUAAUCUGAAUGGAGUUUGGUGUCUUUGUAGAGAGAAUAGAGCAAACUAAGCUAAACUUAAAGGGACAGUUCUUCAGUGCCACCAGACUCCUUUGGUAAAAACAGUAAUUUUACAUUUCAGAAGACAGGAAUCGCUGGUCUCCUGCCUCCUGCAUCAUAAAGUUAGUUUGUUUUAUUACAAAAUCUCACAAUAACACAAACUAACUAACAGAAGGAGGCAGCAGUAGAGCAGAAACUCCUGUGUUCUGAGAGGUUAAAUCACUGUUUUUGUGAAUGGAGUCUGGUGUCUUUGCUCCAUCUACUGUAGUAAAACACACAGUAUGUAGAAGUACCUCGAACAAACGCACUUCUAAACAUCUGAACUGUCCCUUUAAGGCACUCCUGUGACUCCUGGUUCUCAGAGCAGUAACAUUUGAUUACAGCGAGGGUCAAAGGUCACAGCAGGUAAUAUAAACUAGCUGCAGGAAUGUGAUUAAAGGGUAAAUCCGCACUAAAUCACACAGCUGAUACACCGCUGUUCAUUCAACACGUGUUCUCCGUAUAACAUGACAAUCUUUGGCUUUAAAUAAUCUGUUUUUAUUUUGUUAUAAAAAAAACAUUUUCAACACUU
This is a messenger RNA of Anoplopoma fimbria (sablefish), 4695 nucleotides long. Its product is annotated as nuclear factor of activated T-cells, cytoplasmic 3-like. Gene Ontology annotation, biological process: calcineurin-NFAT signaling cascade; cytokine production; regulation of transcription by RNA polymerase II. Gene Ontology annotation, cellular component: transcription regulator complex. NCBI's taxonomy places the organism in Eukaryota, Metazoa, Chordata, Actinopteri, Perciformes, Anoplopomatidae. The record is from RefSeq and is a predicted model, not a curated record. Gene Ontology annotation, molecular function: RNA polymerase II cis-regulatory region sequence-specific DNA binding; DNA-binding transcription factor activity, RNA polymerase II-specific; transcription factor binding.